This is a messenger RNA of Rubroshorea leprosula, 668 nucleotides long. The record is from the annotation of a GenBank genome assembly. NCBI's taxonomy places the organism in Eukaryota, Viridiplantae, Streptophyta, Magnoliopsida, Malvales, Dipterocarpaceae.
GGCAUAAUAUUUGCUGCUACUAAUGAAUUUCUUUGUGAGGAUUUUUCUAAGCUUAUGCAAGGAGAGUUCGAGAUGAGUAUGAUGGGAGAAUUAAAUUUCUUCCUUGGAAUGCAAAUCAAGCAAAGUAAUGAAGGGUUUUUCAUUAAUCAAUCAAAGUAUACCAAAGAGCUGCUGAAAAAGUUUGGAAUGGACAAGGCUAAGCCUCAAUGCACACCAAUGAGCUCUACCCUCAAACUAGACAAAGAUGAACAAGAUGCUGACUUUACUGGUAGUAAGGUUGAUAGGAAAAGCAAUAAUGGAACUUGUCAAAUCUUAGGAGGUGGCUUGGUUUCUUGGUACUCAAAGAAACAAAAUUCAGUUGCCUUGUCAACUACUGAGGCUGAGUAUAUUGCAGCUGGUAGUUGUGCAACUGAGCUUUUAUGAAUGAAACAACAAUUAGAGGAUUUUGGAUGCAAACUUGAAGGAAUUCUGAUUAGAUGUGACAACACUAGUACAAUCAAUCUAACCAAGAAUCCAAUUCAACAUUCAAGAACAAAACACAUUGAAAUUAGAUAUCAUUUUAUUAGUGAACUUGUGAACAAUGGUGACUUAACACUUGAAUUUGUAAAAGCUAAAAACCAAUUGGCAGACAUAUUUACCAAACCUUUGAAUGAAGAACGAUUUUGUUU